AUGGAGUCAAUAUCGAGAAUCUCUGGCCUCCUGGAGGCUGCCAGAGAACUCACCCUCGAUGCCGCCCAGGCGACGCGCGGCGUGCGCACGACCUCCAAGAUGCUGGACCGCAACCAGAUGCGCAAGCUGCUCGACAGCCGCAACGACCGCGAGGUGCUGGAGGGUCUGCGGCGUGUCAUAGCUAUGAUGUACCGAAACCACAAGACGCUGCCCUUCUUCUCGUCUGUGGUCAAGAACGUCGCCUCGCCCAACUUCGAGAUCAAGAAGCUCGUCUACAUCUACCUCAUCCACCAUGCCGAGCAGGAGCCCGACCUCGCCCUGCUCUCCAUCAACACCAUCCAAAAGUCGCUCUCCGAUACGAACCCCCAAGUCCGAGCCCUCGCGCUAAAGACCAUGUCGGGCAUCCGCGUGCCCGUCAUCAGCCAGAUCGUGUCGCUUGCCAUCAAGAAGGGCGUCGCGGACAUGAGCCCUCUGGUGCGCAAAGCCGCUGCUCUUGCGAUCCCGAAGUGCUAUCGUUUGGACCCGAGUCAAUCGCCCCAGCUGUUGGAAUAUUUGGCUACGCUGCUGGGUGAUAAGCAGUAUUAUGUUGCUGGCGCGGCUGUGUCGGCAUUUGUGGAGGUUUGCCCCGAUAAGAUUGAUAUGAUACACAAACAUUACCGUGGUCUGAUCAAGAAGGUCGUGGACAUGGACGAAUGGAGUCAGCUUGCGACGCUGAAGCUGAUGACAUACUAUGCACGGAGAUGCUUUCCCCGACGGACUCAGCCAGCCGCGGAAGCUGAUGCCCCCCAGACGCAGACACAGACCACCAUGGAUGACUUUUAUGGGGAGUCAGGCUCAUCCUCCAAGCCCGCCGCGCAGUCGACCUCGCUGGACCCCGACCUCACUCUGUUGUUGAAUGGAAUCAAGCCUCUGCUGCAGAGUCGAAACUCGGGCGUUGUCGUGGCUGUCACAAGGUGUUAUAUGGACGUCGGUACACCGGAAUACGUGAAGCACGCCAUAGGGCCAUUGAUCGCGCUGUUGAGAGGGGCUCAGGACAUUCAGCAGAUUGCAUUGUACAACAUUGUGUCUGUGUGUCUUGUGCGUCCGCUUGACUUUGUCAAGUAUGCGAGCCACUUCCUGGUCAGGGCAACGGAUACCGCACCGAUCUGGGAGCUGAAGCUCGAAGUGCUGGCGCUCAUCUUCCCCCACAGUCCAGUUCACGUCAAAAGCCUCAUUCUUAAAGAGCUGGAACACUUUUCUCAGGGCUCCAACAAGGCUCUUGUGCGCGAAGCAGUCCGUGCCAUUGGACGUUGCGCGCAAGCGGAUGCAGCCACGGCUCCCAGGUGUUUGAAGCUGCUCCUGAGCCAGAUCACAAGCUUGGACGGAACGCUGGCUGCAGAGUCGCUGACAGUUAUUCGGCACCUCAUCCAGCAAGAUGCAGAAGCUCACGCAGGGACAGUUGUGCGCCUGGCCAAGAAUCUUGACUCAGCGACCGACCCCCAGGCCAGAGCAACAAUCAUCUGGCUGGUGGGCGAGUUUUCCGGUCUCAACGGCGAGGACAACAUUGCUCCCGACGUUUUCCGAAUCCUUCUCAAAGACUUUGCGAGCGAGUCCGAGGCAGCGAAGCGCCAGAUAUUACUUCUCGGCGCAAAAGUCUAUCUACACCACCUCAACCGCCAGAGUGAAGCCGAGAAAAAUAGACAAGGAGAGGAAGACCCUCCCGUGGAAGUAGAGAAGCACCCCAUCGAAAGGCUGUGGGACUACGUGCUGCUUCUGGUGCGAUACGACGUGUCUUUCGACCUGCGAGACCGAGCCCGCAUGUAUCGAGCCGUGCUCUCUGUGCCGCAGCUCGCCACACUGAUGCUCCUUGCACCGAAGCCGGCGCCUCAAGCGCCAAGUCCCUCCGAAUCGAGAAGGGGGUUCCUCUUGGGCUCUUCGACGCUCGUCCUGGCUGGAGGUGGCGGUCUGCACGGCCUUAGGGGAUACGAGACGCUGCCCGACUGGGUCGAGCCCGGCAAGGAGCCUGAUCCGCGGUUACGCGAGCCGGAAAGGGAUGCUGCGACGGCGCGGUAUAAUAACGACAGGCCUACGGUGGCGGCGGCUGAUAAGCUUGACGAGGUGGUGCGGUCGGCGCCAGUUGGGAAGUCGAAUGGGCUUGGGGAGGGUUUGAGGACGAAGACGUUGGACGAUUGGCUUGCUGAGGAGGAAGAGGAGGAAGAAUCUGAAGAGGAAGAAGAAGAGGAGUCUGAGGAGGAAGAGAGUGGGGAGGAAGAGUCUGAGGAUGAGGAGGACGAAGAGGAAGAGGAAGAUAGUGACGACGAUGGAGAGACGGAUCGAUUGGUCAAGUCAUGA
Messenger RNA from Trichoderma citrinoviride, 2331 nucleotides. RefSeq names its product AP-3 adaptor protein complex beta-adaptin subunit. The coding region runs from base 1 to 2331 and encodes 776 amino acids. The record is from RefSeq and is a predicted model, not a curated record. The transcript is spliced from 3 exons. Lineage: Eukaryota; Fungi; Ascomycota; Sordariomycetes; Hypocreales; Hypocreaceae. Gene Ontology annotation, cellular component: membrane coat. Gene Ontology annotation, biological process: intracellular protein transport; vesicle-mediated transport.